Acanthopagrus latus (yellowfin seabream) is the source of this 2937-nucleotide messenger RNA. It is a transcript of the gene elk1, whose product is annotated as ETS transcription factor ELK1. Bases 1111 to 2937 code for a protein of 608 amino acids. Gene Ontology annotation, molecular function: sequence-specific DNA binding; DNA-binding transcription factor activity, RNA polymerase II-specific. Gene Ontology annotation, cellular component: nucleus. Gene Ontology annotation, biological process: cell differentiation; regulation of transcription by RNA polymerase II. The transcript is spliced from 12 exons. The record is from RefSeq and is a predicted model, not a curated record. NCBI's taxonomy places the organism in Eukaryota, Metazoa, Chordata, Actinopteri, Spariformes, Sparidae.
AAAUCCCUCACCGGAAGUGUGAUAGUUUGGACGGAUGCUAGCCUGACGGGUGAGGAGGCGUCGGUCCGUCCAGGAACAAACUGGAGAAACACGCACAAGUGAUGAAUGUGGUGUUUACACCCCGAGGCUUCAGUCCGCGCGCUGCCGAGGAACAACCAGGCGGAUUCUACAAACUACUUUCCCUCCGAGUCGGAGGAGUCCGGACGGUGUCCGGGGAACUCUGGUGAUCCAGUCCGCAGUCAGCAGCGCUGUUUGGGGGCUGACGCACAAGCAGGAGACGAGAGGAAAGCGGCGGAGGGUGGGGGGCUGUCACAGCAGCAGGCUAGGCUAGGCUAGGCUAGGCUAGGCUAGGCUAGGCUAGGCUAGGCUAGGCUAGCUAAUUAGCACGCUAGGCUAACCGCUUCAGCCCCCAGAAUACACUGAACUUUGAGAAACUUUGUAAAGUCAUUAACAGGAGCUUUGUGUUUAAUCGAACACUACCUUAAUCCCCCGAUAAAAUAAGAGUCACACAAGUUAACCGCCCUAAACGACAGCGUUAGCCAGGCUAGUUAGCCUUCUAGUUAGCUCCCGUCAGCGCUGUGAACACAUCGAGGCUGACAGCAGGAUGCAGCGGAAAUAAACCAGCGCACCUUGUCGACAUCCACAGAAAUACAUGAAGCAGCGUUUAAAAGCCAACACGGAACUAUUAGACAUGAACAUCAUCUCCGGGCUGUAAGUUAAUGUGAUGUGCGGCUAACAGCUCUAAACUUGCCUUUUAAUUUCCAAAAACAUUAAUGGACUUUUUCUGUUUAUUCGGUGCGUUUGGACGGUGUUUGUUGGGUUGAGCUAACUUGACUGUAACUGUAAGCUGUCGGGGAGUGUUUUCGUUAGCAUGGAGGGACGGGAGCCCGGCAGCAGCAGCUCCGAGCGGUUAUAUAACGCCAGCAGGUCGCGGGAGAAGCUGCUGAACGUCGCCUCCUCAGCCCGGCUCUGACAGCUGUAACCUGCUCCGACAAACCCAGACAGACCGAGAGAGAGACGGACAGAGAGACACACAGAACCACAACAACACAGCAGCAUGGAGGAGGUGUGAGUCUGCUGGGAGAGACAAGACGGAACACUGAGCUGAAGAUGGAUUCAAACCCGUUAAUAAACGCCAUGGACCCCUCCAUCACGCUGUGGCAGUUCCUGCUCCACCUGCUGGAGGACCAGCGGCAGCGUCACCUGAUCUCCUGGACAGGUGAAGAUGGAGAGUUCAAGCUGCUGGAUGCUGAAGAGGUUGCACGUCUGUGGGGGCUCCGCAAGAACAAACACAACAUGAACUACGACAAACUGAGCCGAGCACUGCGAUACUAUUACGACAAGAACAUCAUAAAGAAGGUGAGCGGUCAGAAGUUUGUCUACAAGUUUGUCAGUCAGCCCGACCCCUCCCUGCCCGAUGGCAUACGCAACGGAGACGAGGGCCAGAGGAGAGACACUGCUGACCCUAACAGCCAAUCAAAAGGCCUUGUGGGCGUGACCUCAACCUGUCCGUCAAAGGGCUUACCCCAGCGCUCAUCACCCAGCAGUUCUCAGAAAAGCUCCCGUAAUGACUACAUGAAAUCAGGCCUCUACUCCACCUUCACCAUCCAAUCACUACAGGCCUCCCCCAACCCCCGACCAAUCAAAGCUGAGCUGCUGCUGCAGCAAGAUCCCGCCCCCAAGGUCGAUCGAACGGCCAGGGAGGUCUGUGUGUUAGCAGAAUCUAAAUCUUCUCCAUCAGUAGGUGGCGCUGUUGACUCCGCUCUCCAGGUGAUUGUCACUCAGCCGUCUCCCUGUCCGACUCCAUCGCUCAGCCCCCAGAUACCAGCCAGCCAAUCACAGAAUCCUCCUCUGAACGACCCUCCCCAGAUUUAUCUCACCAGCGUCGGGGAUCCUUCCUCCCUCAUCCCUCUGGCUCCUGUCGGGGGUGCGGUCAGUCCCGUCCCUCCCCCCCAUGUGUCGAUGGGCCCUCAGGGGCCACAGCAGGACGACUGCGGGGGAGUCGCCAACCCGGCUGGCUUCCCGCCUCACUCCCAUACCGGUCCUCACUCGACUCACCCCCCACCUGUCUUUGUCAUCAUCAACCCCCCUCCCCCCCAGCAGCAGCAGCAGCAGCAGCAGCAGCAGCAGCAGCAGCAGCAGCAGGCGGCCAUGAUGGCUGCUCCUCCAACUGUCGCUCCUCCUCCCUCCGUUCUUGCCCCCACCCGUCCUCCUCCUCCUCCCAUCGUCAUCAAGGAGGAGAACCUGCCAUCAGAGGAGGAGCUGCUGGAGAUGGUGUCUCUGGAGGAGAAACAGGUGGAGGAGGUCCCUCAGCUGAUCUGUGGCCCAGGUGAGCCAGAGUCCCCCCUCACCAUUGCAGAGAGCCCGCCCCCUCCCUGCAUGGAUCCUGGGGUCAGAGGUCAGCAGCCUGCAAGGGAGGCGGGCGUGGAGGAGGAGGGCAAGGACACGCCAACAGAUCCCUCCGUCCCUGCAGUGAUCUCUUCCUCAGCUGUGACUCCUCCUGUGACCUCCACGUCGGACACCGUUCCUCCCAAACCAAAGAAGCCUCGAGGCCUGGAGCUGCCCUCCUCCCCCUCCCUGCCCCCUGGCCUCUCCCUGGAUAAGGUGAACGCAGCUGUCAACAGUUUAUUGGCUCCUGGAUCAGCGACAAACACGCUCACCCCGACUGUCAUCACCUCCCACGCUCUGACUCCGGUCCUGUUGACUCCCAGUCCUCUUCCCUCCACCAUCCACUUCUGGAGCACGCUCAGUCCCAUCGCUCCUCGCUCCCCGGCUAAACUCUCCUUCCAGCGUCUGCACGUGAUGUCAUUUCAAAUCAGUACCAGGACGCAUUAUUCAACAUGGAUGAAUACUACAGAGGGAACACAACAGGUUCAACACAGGUUAGAACACAAUGAUGAUCAGACCAGAACACCAGCAGGUCCAGCUGCCGGGUGA